AUGGCAAUACAUUGGACAAUUGUGGAUGAGAUACGACUUCUUAGGUGGGCAUCCGAGUUCAAGCCGGCCGGUAUUCAUAAGCAUUUCCACAUGUUUUGCAUAGUGGAGAGAAUGAACUCACCGGACAAAUAUCCAGUUACGUUAUUACAGAAGGAGACCAUGAAGUUGGGUAAAAUCUUCACUGCAAAAGACAUAUGGGAAAAACUGGGUCAAUCAUACAAUUUGGAGAAUAUUGAUAAAAUGGAAAAUGCAUAUUCAAUGGCGGCCACUACGGAAUGUUCGUUGAACGAUGACGAUGAAGAAAUUCACGAAGAGACCUUACUUGAGUUAAACAAUCGAAUGAGAGCGCGCAAACAAGAUUUUACACUACCUUGGGAUGAAUACGGUGAAUUGAUCUUGGAACAUGCCAAGAAAGGUCCUGCCUCGAUUGAAGAGGAAGCUCAAGCUAAAUAUGCAAAUGAUAGAGAUAAUGAUAUACCCAAAAAAGUUUUUGAAGAUCAAGUAGAAAAAACUAACCAUGAGGAAGAAAAAGAUGUGGUGGUGGCUGAAAAAGGGGAGGGAUUGAAUGAACAUCAUGCAAAGGUAAAUGAUACCCCAUCAGAUUCCCAAUACAAACUCAAAAUAGAGACGCAAGGUAGCAAAAAGGAGGACAAAAUGGAGCAUACGAGUGACGAAGAACAGAAGAUAAAAACAGAAAGUAAAACGGCGGCUCCCGUCAGGAAAUCUCAAAGAUUGAGAAGAAAUAAGGAGGUUAAAUUUGAAGACGAGGGAGAAGAAGAUACAGAACACAAAGAAACUGGGGAAGAAGAACAAAAUAUGGAAGAACCAAAGGAACAAGAAGGAGAGACGCAGGAACAAGAUGAAGAAAAUGAUGAGGAAAGUAAUGAAAAGGAAGAGGUUAAUGAUGAGCGCGAAAAGUCCAGCUCUUAUGAAAACACAAAUGGAUCUGAAAGUGAAGAAGUUGACGAGGCAUUGGAGUACGAGUCUGAAAAUGAGAAAGAAGACACAGAAAGGGGGUCUGGGCCAGAAAUGGAUAAUCUAAAAAAGAAAAUGGAGAACAAAAAAGAAGAGAAUCAGCAAGAUGGCGCUAGAAAGGACUCCAAGGUCCAAAAUGAACCAUUGGCGAAAAGGACCAGGCAUUCGUCAUCUGCAGGAAACACUAGCAACGAAGCCUCACCAAAAAGAAAAAGACGGAAGGCAAGUUCCCGCAAAGACAGUACCCCAGCUACUAGGGUUUCCAGUAGACUACGAAACAAGAGAUAA
Molecule: messenger RNA, 1263 nt
Organism: Saccharomyces kudriavzevii IFO 1802
Lineage: Eukaryota; Fungi; Ascomycota; Saccharomycetes; Saccharomycetales; Saccharomycetaceae
Gene: EAF7
Product: Eaf7p
Exons: 1
Coding region: 1-1263 (420 amino acids)
Biological process (GO): regulation of transcription by RNA polymerase II
Cellular component (GO): nucleus; NuA4 histone acetyltransferase complex
Source: RefSeq, a predicted model, not a curated record